CUUAUCAGAUCCUUUGCCCCUGAUGAGGGGCACAGUCGCUCGCUCGAUCGUAUAUACGAGCCUAUUACAACACCAAUGUAAGCAUAGAGGAUGAUCCACAGGUCCAGCAGUGGAGUACAAAGAGUGAAUCAUCCGGCGACUUGCUCCCUCAUGUUUUCUUUCUCAUCAGUCUCCAGUCAACUGCUGCACUACUUCUAGCAUAAGGUAUUGUUGUCAUUGCCAUUACAAGCUACCCAACCCUGUGCAGCAACCAUCCCUCUUUAAGAACCUCAUCAAACCAAACAUCACAACCUUAACUCUCACCUCCCCAACAUGUCCGGUUCCGGAGGCACGGCCAACCCCGCGUGGACCGCUGUCGACGCCUACUCCUUCUCCCACUGCCAUCCGGCAUCACGCCCCAACACCACUAUCCUCGAAAACACCCUGAAAGCCACUGAGGAAGCAGGCCUGCCCGCCAUCGCCGUGUCCCCGUCGCAGGGCAAGUUCCUCGCCUUGCACUGCCGCUCGCACGGCGUCACCCACGCACUCGAAGUCGGCACCCUGGGCGGGUACUCUGCCAUCUGGCUAGCCAGCGCGAACCCGCACCUGGUCAAACUUACAACAGUCGAGUACGACGCCCAUCACGUCGAGGUUGCGCGCAAAAACAUCGAGGCUGCGGGACUGUCCGACCGGAUCGAGGUCAUUCAUGGUGCUGCGCUGGAUGUGUUGCCAAAGUUGCAAGAGGAGGUGAAAGCGGGCAAGAGGGAGAAGUUUGGGUUUGUGUUUAUCGAUGCGGACAAGGUCAAUAAUUGGAACUAUUUCAAGAUGGCGUUGGAGAUGGUCAGGCCGAAUUCGGUUAUUUGUGUGGAUAAUGUUGUGAGACGGGGCAAGUUGGCGGAUGCGGAUAACACGGAGGAGGGUGUGGUUGGUAGCAGGCAGGUGGUGGAGAAUGCGGGGAAGGAGAAGGGGGUUGAUGCGGUUGUGCUGCAGACGGUGGGUGAGAAGGGGUAUGAUGGAUGGCUGUGGGCGCUUGUGGAGUGAUUCGAGCGUCACGGUUGGGGGAGGGGAUUGACAUAGGGUACUACCGUGACCUUACCCACCUGUAGUACGAUUAGACGGAGGAUUUCGACUAUGCCUCUACCCAGGGAGUAACCACCAUUGAUAUCUCUAUUUUCACCGGUACUGCCGGGGGUUUGAGUCACGCCGGCUGCCUUAUCUACCGGCAUACGGUGUCAGCUCCGUGCUGUUUCCGGCCAUGGUGACUUCGGGUCGGCCCGGAUUUAAGUAGCAAUAACUUAUCAUAUUUGCUCUCACAAUGCCAACAGCACCGGACCCAAUUACUUCCCCAUAACUCCUAAUUCCUACCUAGAGGACUCUCAAUAAGCGAGGGGUCCUCGCGUGCAGCUUCCUCAAUUUGCUUCCUGUAGGUCCUGACCGUGUCCAUGUUGACCGUGUGUUCCUUCAAACCUACGUCUUUUUCGAGGCGCAGACAGACCUCCAGAUCA
This is a messenger RNA of Canariomyces notabilis, 1484 nucleotides long. Its product is annotated as S-adenosyl-L-methionine-dependent methyltransferase. The transcript has a single exon. Gene Ontology annotation, molecular function: S-adenosylmethionine-dependent methyltransferase activity; O-methyltransferase activity. The record is from RefSeq and is a predicted model, not a curated record. Bases 313 to 1020 code for a protein of 235 amino acids. NCBI's taxonomy places the organism in Eukaryota, Fungi, Ascomycota, Sordariomycetes, Sordariales, Chaetomiaceae.